Molecule: messenger RNA, 1700 nt
Organism: Branchiostoma belcheri (Belcher's lancelet)
Lineage: Eukaryota; Metazoa; Chordata; Leptocardii; Amphioxiformes; Branchiostomatidae
Product: plastin-1-like
Exons: 9
Coding region: 116-1666 (516 amino acids)
Biological process (GO): actin filament bundle assembly; actin filament network formation
Cellular component (GO): cytoplasm; actin filament bundle; actin filament
Molecular function (GO): actin filament binding; calcium ion binding
Source: RefSeq, a predicted model, not a curated record
UGUCCCUCAGCCUCGUUUUGGUUGAAGAGGUCUGCAGCAGAAGACCUGGCGUCCCGCUGGUCAGCAGGAACUAACGUUAGCCUCGCCCUGUCCGGAGAACUGCACCACACCAACAAUGUCCAGCGACCUGAGUAACCGCUUCUCCGUCUUCCAGCCAGACAUGAUGGAUGACAUCCGACAAAGCUUUAACGAGAUCGACUUGGAUGGCAGCGGGUCGAUCUCCACCAGUGAGCUGGGCGCGCUGUUCCGGGCCGUGGGGGAAGACCUGCCCGGAUACAAGAUCCGAGAGCUCACGGCAGAACUCGAUAAGGACAAAAAUGGCACCAUCGAAUACGAAGAGUUUCUCGCGAUGUAUGCUGAGAUGAAGUCCAGCCACAUUGCUCAUUCCUUUAAGAAGGCUGUGGCUACUAAACAGGGCAUAGUGAAGAAAGGCGGCAUGUCUGGAGUGUCUGUGGAGGGGACCACACAUUCCUAUUCAGAAGAGGAGAAAACAGCCUUUGCAGACUGGAUCAACAGUAACCUGGCAGAUGAUGAGGACUGUAAGCCCUACCUGGACAUUGAUGUCAACUCAGAUGAGCUGUGGACCAAACUACAAGAUGGCAUCCUCCUCUGCAAAAUGAUCAACCUGUCGUGCCCAGACACCAUUGAUGAGCGUGCAAUCAACAAGGCCAAACUGAACCACUACAAGAUCACCGAGAACCUGAACCUGGCUCUGAACUCUGCCAGUGCCAUCGGCUGUAACAUCGUGAACAUCGGAGCUGAUGACCUGAAGGAGGGCAAGCCUCACCUGGUGCUGGGUCUGCUGUGGCAGAUCAUCCGCAUCGGUCUGUUCGCUCAGAUCGACCUGCAGCAUAACCCAGGACUUGUCCAGCUGCUCCAGGAGGGGGAGGAUAUGGAAGACUUACUGAAACUGUCCCCAGAAGAACUGCUGCUGCGCUGGGUCAACUAUCACCUGGAGAAGGCCGGCCAUCCCAAAAGGAUCAGCAACUUUGGAGCUGACAUUAAGGACUCCGAAGCGUACACCUAUCUGCUGAAUCAAAUUGCCCCACCUGACAGAGGAGUUGACCUUGGACCUAUGAAUGAGAACGACCUUGAAGAGCGUGCAGAACUCAUGCUGCAGAAUGCAGACAAACUGGACUGCAGGGCCUUUGUGACACCUAAGGAUGUUGUUCGAGGGAACUCCAAGCUGAAUACAGCCUUCGUUGCCAACCUGUUCAACACUUGGCCAGCUCUGGACCUGCCAGAAGAGAUGCCAGACAUUGAAGGGCUAGAGGAGACGCGUGAAGAGAAGACAUUCCGCAACUGGAUGAACAGUUUAGGGGUCAGCCCGUAUGUCAAUCAUCUCUACAAUGACCUGAUGGACGGCCUGAUCCUGUUCCAGACGUACGACAAGGUCAAGCAGGGAGUUGUUGACUGGGGCCGGGUCAACAAGAAGUUCAAGGCUCUUGGAGGGAACAUGAAGAAGAUGGAGAACUGUAACUAUGCUAUUGAGCUGGGCAAGAGCAUGAAGUUCUCCUUGGUCGGUAUCGGUGGCAAGGACAUCUUUGAUGGCAAUGAGACAUUGACACUGGCGGUCGUGUGGCCAGCUGAUGCGUGCGUACACACUGGCCCUGCUGCAGAACCUGAAAGGAUCAGAAGGACCAAUCAAAGACAAGGAGAUAGUUGACUGGGUCAACACCACUGUGAGUACAUGUAGAUCA